AGUUGAGUGUUUUGAUCUGUAACCAAUCAGCGUUCAAAUGCCCCUGUCAACAACCUAAUCUCUAGCUCUGAUUGGACACAAUCAUUCCGCCCACGAAAGACACGUGAGAGCAUAGUUAACUCCAUAUAAAAAAAGGUUUGAUGGAAAUUCCAGUGCUACUAUGGGACUGAGGAAAAAAUGUUUUACUUGUAGUUGUCAGACUGGUAAAUCUCGACAAAUUCUGUUGGCCUAAUGGGUAUAUGGAAAGCCAAAUUCAGACAAAGUGAUUUUAUUUGUCAACGUCAAGAUUCAGUGGACCAAUGCUGGAAAUAGUGAACAUGACUUCUGCAGUUUCCCCGUGACGCACUGACGCCAGCCUGCAGGACGCACUGCUGGGUGUGUGGACGUGCCUCUGUGCGCAUCCUCCUGCCUCCCUCCUCCUCCUCCGGCGCACACAGAUCCUCUUCUGAUUGGUGGAAAUCAGCAGGAAGAGAGCUCGGCUCGUGAGAUCUGUCAAGUUCAGACAGACCAGCCAACUCUAUAAACCUACUGCUGCCACAGUCUGUCCCUCCAGACUACCAAACAUACUGCGCCCUCUUCUUUGUAGCUGUCUUUGGGGUUGCGGCGAAAUCAGAACAAAUCUGCGGACGGUGCUGCCGCAUAUAAAGAAGAGUCACUUACCUCAAAUAUUCCGGAAAUACAGCGCAGAGGGCAUCGGUGUGAGGAUGGCUGCGUACAAACUGGUCCUGAUCCGCCAUGGAGAGAGCUGCUGGAACCAGGAGAACCGCUUCUGCGGCUGGUUCGACGCGGACCUGAGUGAGGCCGGGGAGCACGAGGCAAAGAGAGGAGGACAGGCGCUGAAAGACGCUGGCUAUGAAUUUGAUAUCUGCUACACCUCUGUCCUAAAGAGGGCCAUCCGCACCCUGUGGUUUGUUCUGGACAGCAUCGACCAGAUGUGGCUGCCCGUCCACCGGACCUGGCGCCUCAAUGAGCGCCACUAUGGUGGCCUGACUGGGCUGAACAAGGCUGAAACAGCAGCUAAACAUGGAGAGGCCCAGGUCAAGAUCUGGAGGCGCUCUUUUGACACUCCUCCCCCACCCAUGGAUGAAGGGCAUGACUUCUAUCAGACCAUAAGCAAGGACCGGCGUUAUUCCGACCUGACGGAGGACCAGCUUCCCAGCUGUGAGAGUCUCAAGGACACCAUCGCCAGGGCUCUGCCCUUCUGGAACGAAGAGAUCGUUCCACAGAUCAAAGAGGGAAAGAGGGUGCUGAUUGCUGCCCAUGGCAACAGUCUCCGGGGCAUCGUCAAGCAUCUCGAGGGUAUGUCAGAGGAGGCCAUCAUGGAGCUGAACCUGCCCACAGGUAUCCCCAUCGUGUACGAGCUGGACAAGAACCUGAAGCCUUUAGGACCCAUGCAGUUCCUGGGAGAUGAGGAGACCGUCAAGAAGGCCAUGGACGCUGUGGCUGCUCAGGGCAAAGCCAAGAAAUAGACCCCCCCCCCCGAGAGCAGAUCAAUCUUGUGCUGUUCAGUUAUCAAGUUAUUGCAAGAUCAUUUCACACAAUGUGCACUUUUUUUUGAUAAUACCCAGCUUUCACACAAACAUACAAUCUAGUGUUUUGACUUGAUUGGUCUUUACUUUGUGACAUACUAAAACAUGCAUUCCAUUAUUAGACAAUGGAUAUCAGCUGUAAUAUGAUUUAAGCACUGACCAAAAUGCAAAAUUAGGGACCAGCAAAUAGGAGCAAACAGACUAACCCUGCCGAGUCAUCCCACGUAUUCCUUCCUAUUUAUGACCCAUGUAGGUGAAAUCUCAGUGGGAACAGUAUAACCUAUAAAGCGUGAAACUGGCUGUUGUUAAAAGGGCAAGUUGAUAUGCUCUGCACUGCUGAUUUUCAUUUGCUGUGGCAUUGUGAGAAAAAGAAUAAAUGUUGUGUGCUAUUAUGUGAUGAAAUCUUU
This is a messenger RNA of Siniperca chuatsi (mandarin fish), 1936 nucleotides long. It is a transcript of the gene pgam1b, whose product is annotated as phosphoglycerate mutase 1b. The record is from RefSeq and is a predicted model, not a curated record. Lineage: Eukaryota; Metazoa; Chordata; Actinopteri; Centrarchiformes; Sinipercidae. Gene Ontology annotation, biological process: glycolytic process. Gene Ontology annotation, molecular function: intramolecular phosphotransferase activity. The transcript is spliced from 5 exons. The coding region runs from base 705 to 1469 and encodes 254 amino acids.